CCGUGAAUGUAGCGAUAUAUAAAUACUUGGAGCUUCAGUCUGGUCUACCCGGUGAUCAUCUCAGGUUGGUCAUAUUUAAUCAGCUCGGUUGUCAGAUUAAAAAAUGUUUCGGAGCCUGCUUCUCGCCAUCGUUUGCGGAUUUGCAGCGGCCGUUACCAACUCAGAACUGGACCGGCACUGGGAGCUAUGGAAGAAGAUGCAUAAUAAAGUCUAUCCUCAACAGAUCGAGGAGUUGGGUCGCAGGCGGAUAUGGGAAGAGAACUUGGAGAUGAUUAAUGUCCAUAACCUGGAAACCUCCCUGGGCUUGCACACCUAUGAGCUGGCCAUGAACCACCUGGGAGACCUGACCACUGAGGAGAUCACUAGCAUGCUGAUGGGUACUGUGGUACCCUCUGACCUGGAGAGGAAACCGUCUGAACCUGCCAAGGUCAACAACUCUCUACCACAGUCUGUGGACUGGAGGAAGGAAGGCCUGGUGACUGAGGUCAAAAUGCAGGGUUCUUGUGGCUCUUGUUGGGCCUUCAGUGCUGUUGGCUCUCUGGAAGGACAACUCAAGAAGACGACAGGUGUCCUGGUGUCCCUCAGUCCUCAGAACCUGGUGGAUUGCUCCAUAAAAUACGGCAACUACGGGUGCAACGGUGGCUUUAUGACAAACUCCUUCGAAUACGUCAUGAAAAACGAAGGCAUAGAUUCUGAUGCAGCCUACCCCUAUGUCGGCAAGCGUGGUCAAUGCAAGUAUAACGCUCAGCACCGGGCUGCUAACUGCUCAGGCUAUGCAGUCUUACCCGAAGGAGAUGAGUUUGCGUUGAAGGAAGCUGUAGCGAGCUUUGGCCCAAUCUCUGUGGCAAUUGACGCCUCCAGACCAAAGUUUGUCUUCUAUCGUCAUGGUGUGUACAGGGACCACACAUGCUCUCACGAUGUGAACCAUGGCGUGCUGGUUGUCGGCUACGGCACUCAAAAAGGACAAGACUACUGGCUGGUCAAAAACAGUUGGGGUCUACACUACGGAGAUGAAGGCUACAUCAGGAUGGCUCGCAACAGGCACAACCAGUGUGGCAUCGCACUCUAUGCUUGUUUCCCCAUCAUGUGAUCAGCCAAGAAUUUUUGGAUAUGGUUGGGACAUCUUUUAAAUAAAGAAUCUGACUCUUAA
Molecule: messenger RNA, 1150 nt
Organism: Centropristis striata (black sea bass)
Lineage: Eukaryota; Metazoa; Chordata; Actinopteri; Perciformes; Serranidae
Product: cathepsin S-like
Exons: 8
Coding region: 104-1090 (328 amino acids)
Biological process (GO): immune response
Cellular component (GO): lysosome
Molecular function (GO): cysteine-type endopeptidase activity
Source: RefSeq, a predicted model, not a curated record